Messenger RNA from Anopheles cruzii, 568 nucleotides. Its product is annotated as palmitoyl-protein thioesterase 1-like. Gene Ontology annotation, cellular component: lysosome. The annotation marks the transcript as partial. The record is from RefSeq and is a predicted model, not a curated record. NCBI's taxonomy places the organism in Eukaryota, Metazoa, Arthropoda, Insecta, Diptera, Culicidae. Gene Ontology annotation, molecular function: palmitoyl-(protein) hydrolase activity. Gene Ontology annotation, biological process: protein depalmitoylation; receptor-mediated endocytosis. The transcript has 2 exons.
AGGCGAGCAUUAGCACAAAGGUGUUCGACUCCACGCAUGAACAAUCUGAUCUCAUUAGGCGGGCAACAUCAAGGUGUUUUUGGUUUGCCAAACUGUCCUUCGUUAAGUAGCAGCACUUGCGAACGUUUUCGACGGCUACUAAAUUACGCUGCGUAUAAAGAUUUCAUGCAAAACUUUCUCGUCCAAGCAACUUAUUGGCAUGACCCAUUAAAUGAAGAAGCUUACAAAAAUUUCAGCACAUUUUUAGCAGAUAUUAAUAAUGAGCGAACAGUUAAUCAAACUUAUAUCAACAAUUUGCAACUAUUAAACAAAUUCGUCAUGGUUCGUUUCAACAAUGACACCAUUGUGCAACCAGUGGAAUCACAGUGGUUUGGAUAUUACAAACCAGGACAGGAUAAAGAAACCUACACCCUUCGCGAAAGCAAUUUAUUUAUUGAGGAUCGCCUUGGAUUGAAAAAGAUGGAUGACGAAAAGAAGAUAGUUUUCCUAAAGUGUAUGGGCAACCACCUGCAGUUUACGAAGGAAUGGUUCAAAACGUAUUUGUUUCCAUAUCUAACAUAAGAAUAAA